CUCCUUUCAUCCCAUAGCAGUAUAAAUAGUUGCAAAACCAUUGAGCUCACGGCGCUCGAAGCGCAGCUUAUCAAAUGUCCUACAUCUACUCCGUCCCUAACAAUUGAGUUGUGGUUUUGGAUAUUAGGUAGUAUUUGGUCCAAAGUAAUUGCAGUAUCCCUGUAAACAACAACGACCUCAAUCGUCGUUAUUAUCUAUUAUUAACUUGCAGUUGCAUUACAAUGCGAUGUCGGACUCCGAGCUCUUAGCGAAAAUAACUUAUUUCGAAGAACAGGCCCUUCUCAAUUUCUCGGACGAUGAGCCAUAUACCCCUAACGAAAGUGUGCUCAACCUCGAACGCGCGCUGGAAGAAUCAAAACCUGUACUAUCAACCUCACUACUGAGUCACUCAAGUAGUUUCAAUGGGCCAACGCCUCGAGAAAUACAGGCACAGUUUGAGGAGCAUACCGAGAGACGGCGCACUUCUAAUCGACAGAUCAAUCAAAAGUUAACUCGAUCAUCUACGGUACCACAAACUGAGACCGCCGAGAGUGUUCAGAUCCCCAAAUCACACAAUGGUCCUAAUGUGGGUACAGAUAAUGGCAAAAGCCGUUUAAAGAGGACGAUAUCUCUAUCCCAAAUAUUCGACAAAGAAUGUAUCCCGUUUUACAAACGCGUGGGCGCCAUCCCUCGUGAGCUCAGAAGCGGAAAAACUGUGACGCUUGCCAAUAAUAUCAAACUUGUCCCCGAAAGCAAACAAUUGCUCAAAGAGAAGAUCGUCUACUUCUACCCUAACGACGAUAUCUCCAUGGCACGACGAAGACGCAUACACAAGGUCAUUCAGCUUGGUGCUGCAUGGGCGGACAAAUGGAACAACAAUAUCACUCACAUCAUGUCUGAUGAUGGGACAUACACAUAUAAUCAAUUGGUGCAGCAUCUCGGCAGACCAAUACCUCCAUUUGAUCCGUAUGUGCCGCAAUGUAUUAGUCGUGGGGAGCUCUUAGAUCCUACUGCUUCAUACUUUGCUGUAAAAGCUGCCCAAGGCGUAGGCGAACUUGAUCAAGCACCAGACCUCUCCCAUACAUCAACUACAUCGCAGAGCUCGUUAAAGAUAAAAUACCCCAAGAGAAAGAAAGCGACACAGGAGACACAGAAGACCGACUUGUACUUCACUGAAGAAAGCGUGCCUUCCACUCAUCCUUAUACAGAUGCAGUGCCCUCAAGUCCUCUCGGAGAAACAAAGGUUAGAUAUCAAUUUGGAGAUGCCCUGUUCCAAGCCAUACAGGAGACUAAGUUGCUCGCGUAUCUACCCAUUGAUGAGGACGAAGAAGCACAACUAGAUAGUUCGAGAGGUGUGAACACUAUAGAGAACUCGAACACGGAUCAAGAGCUAUUGUCAAUGGGUACAGAUUACCUCAAGAGGCCCAGUGUUUUGUCGAAAGCAUCAGCGUUGCGCGACAAGAAGUACUUCAAUAUGAACAGUUUCCAGUGUAUGGAUCCAAGUUCCAGUAACCAUAUUUCAUGGAACCCAAACGCCCGAACCAUCCAGAUACUAGAAGAGAUGUGCAAGUACUACGAUAGCAUGCAGGACCAAUGGAGAACCCUAAGCUAUCGAAAAUGCGUUGCCACGCUGAAGAAACAAACGGUCAAGAUUACUACUGCAGAACAAGCCGCAAAGCUACCUUCUAUUGGUACACACCUUGCCGCAAAGAUCGAAGAAAUUGUACUCACAGACCGUCUCCGACGACUAGAAAGCACCCGUCAUAACCCUCAAGAUGUAGCCCUACGUUUGUUCCUCGGUAUUUAUGGCGUCGGCCUUGUCCAUGCCAACAAAUGGAUCCAAGCAGGCCACCGCACUCUCCAAGAUCUCAAGACCAAAGCUACGCUCUCUGAAAACCAGAAGAUCGGACUCGAACACUACCAUGAUUUCAACUCCCGCAUCCCACGCGCCGAAGUCGAGGCUCACGGCGCUAUCGUCGCCGCCGCACUCAAGGAAAUCGACCCGGAAUUCAGUGCAACGAUAAUGGGAAGCUACCGCCGUGGAGCACAGGACUCGGGCGAUAUCGAUAUAAUGCUAUCACGACCCAACAUGUCAUCUACCGCCAUGAGCACCACCAUCUUCGAAGUCCUCAUCCCACACUUGUACAAAACCGGCUUUCUCAAAGCCUCACUAACAUCAUCCCGUUAUAGUGACUCCAGCAACUCAAAAUGGCACGGCGCAUCCUCUCUCCCUUCCUCCACUGUCUGGCGCAGAAUAGACUUCUUGGUCGUUCCGGAGCAGGAAAUGGGUGCCGCACUGUUGUAUUUUACGGGUGAUGAUAUUUUCAAUAGGAGCAUGAGGUUGUUGGCAAGGAAGAAGGGCAUGAAGCUUAAUCAGAGAGGGUUGUAUACGGAUGUUUUGAGAGGGAGGAAGGGGGAAAAGUUGAAUGAUGGGGUGUUGAUUGAGGGGAGGAGCGAGAGGAGGAUUUUUGAGAUUUUGGGCGUGCCGUGGAGGGAGCCCGGGGAACGGAUUUGUUAGGUAGGGUGGGGUAUGAGGGUUGGAUAUGGUUUAGCUUGGAUAGUGGAUGUGAAUGGCCUUGCCUGAUGGGAUGAAUAAUAAGCUUGGGUUUCUUGGUUGGAUUUGAGAAGCAUUUAUAUACCGAUCGAAUAUCUCGGACAGGGAUAUAUCAUAGAAAAUUCUUGUAUUACACUCUGUCUGU
Molecule: messenger RNA, 2678 nt
Organism: Bipolaris maydis ATCC 48331
Lineage: Eukaryota; Fungi; Ascomycota; Dothideomycetes; Pleosporales; Pleosporaceae
Biological process (GO): double-strand break repair via nonhomologous end joining
Cellular component (GO): nucleus
Molecular function (GO): DNA binding; DNA-directed DNA polymerase activity
Source: RefSeq, a predicted model, not a curated record